AUGUACAAAUCUGAACGACAAAAAGAUAUCGCACAUUCAAAUAGGCCCAAAAGAAAUGAACCAAAAAAUUCUGAUAUUCUGGAAAACGUUUCUAAGGAAAAAUGUAUUGAAAACAAUGCUACUGAUUUGUUAUAUGACAAAAUGGAUAAUAGUAUAAAUAAACAAAAUAGUAUAAAUAGACAAAAUAGUAUAGGUAGCCAAAAUGAUAUAAAUAGACAAAAUGAUAUAAAUAGACAAAAUGAUAUAAAUAGACAAAAUGAUAUAAAUAGACAAAAUAGUAUAAAUAGCCAAAAUGAUAUAAAUAGCCAAAAUGAUAUAAAUAGACAAAAUAGUAUAAAUAGACAAAAUAGUAUAGGUAGACAAAAUAGUAUAGGUAGCCAAAAUGAUAUAAAUAGACAAAAUAGUAUAAAUAGCCAAAAUGAUAUAAAUAGCCAAAAUGAUAUAAAUAGCCAAAAUGAUAUAAAUAGACAAAAUAGUAUAAAUAGCCAAAAUAGUAUAGGUAGCCAAAAUAGCAUAAAUAGCCAAAAUAGCAUAAAUAGCCAAAAUAAUAAAAAUCACAAAAAGGGUGUUAAUAAAAAUAGGCAAAAACAUAACAAGACUGAGCAAAAAAAAAAAAAAAAUACGAAUAGUUUAUUGGGAGAUAAUUGUGUGCAAGAAACAGAGAACACACACCACGAAAAAAGUUUGAAUGACGAUUGUUUAAAUAUGGAACAGAAUAAAGAAAUUGUAAAUGACUAUUUGAAGGAAAUCGAAAAAAAAAAUAGCAAUAAUGAAAUAAAAGCAGAUAUUAAUGAUGAAAAGAUACAGUUGGAAAGGGAUUAUGAAAUAGAAGUUGAUGAUCAAAAUAAAGAUGUGUUAUCUUUUCGGGUUUGUGUAGAUGAGAAAAUAAAUGAAAAGGAUAUGGAAUGUGAAAAAAAUGAAAAAGAUAUAAUACAUGAUCAAAAUGAAAAUCAUAUAGUAGAUGAUAAUAAAAUUUUAUGUGAUAAUAAUAUUAUAUGUGAUAAUAAUAUUAUAUGUGAUAAUAAUAUCAUAUGUGAUAAUAAUAUCAUAUGUGAUAAUAAGAUCAUAUGUGAUAAUAAUAUUAUUCUUAACAAUAACAUUACAAUUAAUAAUUACAAUAAUAAUAAUAAUGUUGUAGAAAACAUUACACAUGUGAAUAAUAUUGAUGAAAUAAAAUUGAAAAGAAAAAGGAAAAGAAAAAAUAAUUUUUCUGAAGAUAUACAAGAAGAAGGAGAAGAUGAUUUUAUAAAAGAUAAAGAUUGUAAUGCAGUGAAAACACUUAAGGAUAGUAAAAGAAUUCUUCUUAAUUGUAAUAAAUAUAUGGAAUAUAAUGAUAUGUAUAAAAUAGAAGAUAAUGUUCAGAAUAAUAAUAUGUGUGAAAAUUUAUUAUGUAAAGAAAAAGGUACUAAUGAUAAACAAAUAGACAAAAAUUUUGAAAAUGUUGAAAAUGUUGAAAAUAUUGAAAAUGGUGAAUAUAGAAAGGAUAAUAUUAAUAUAUGUAACAAAAUAAAUUUACCAAUGGUUUAUGAAAAUAUUAUGCAGAGUGAUAGUAACAAUAUAAAUAAAUAUAAAGGUUCUUCAUUUGCAUUAAUUAUACAUGAGAUAUCUGAUUUGUUAUCAUUAAUUACAACUGUCGAUAAAAGUAAAAAUAAAAAUAAAAUAAAGCUAGUUAAUAUUGGACAACAAUUAAAUACUCUUAUGAGAUCACAUUAUGAACGUAUUUAUGAUUGUGACAAUUCUCUUGUUUCCACUAUAAAAAAAAUAAAAAAAUUGUAUAAAUGUUAUAAAAGUAUGGAGGAAAAAUAUUUAAAAAAAAAACAAAACGAAAGUAUAAAUGUAAAUGUAAAUGUAAAUAUGAUAGAUAAAAAGAACACUCCAAAUAAUAAUGAUAAUAUUAAUGAUAAUAAUAAUGAUAAUAUUAAUGAUAAUAAUAAUAAUAAUAAUAAUAAUAAUAAUAAUAUUAAUGAGGAGGAGCGGGAGGAAGAAGAUCCUAAUGAUGGUAAUAAUAUUAAAAAUGAAAAAUUAAUUCAAGAUCGUUUUAUUCAAAAUGAGGUCAUACCAAAAAUAGAUAAAGAUAUAAAUCAAAAGGAUGAAAAUAAUUCUGAUGACAAUAUAAAAGAUAAAAUGGAUAUACUUAAUUGUUAUAUGAAUGAAAAAUUAAAUAUGGAUUGUCAGGAUACUUUUCUUGAAAAAGGAGAACACACAAAGGUGGUAAAUGAAAUGGAUGAGAAAGUAAUCGACAAGGAAAAUAUAAUGGAUAACAUAAAGAAAGAUAUUAUUAAAAAUAUUGGAAGUAUGGAAUCUAAAUCCACAGCUGUUACUUAUAAGGAGUAUGACUUAUCAUUAAAUGAAGAAUAUAUUGAGUAUUUAAAAAAAAAGAAAAAAAUUCUUAAUGAAUUAGAAAAAUGUAAUUCUCAUUUUUUUUUUACAUAUUUUCAUAAAGGAGAACUUAUAGAAUAUCUUCAUAACCAAAUAAAUAUGCACAUUAUAGAAUUUGAUAAAGUGUAUCAGUUAUAUAUAUCAAAUUGA
This is a messenger RNA of Plasmodium adleri (nom. inval.), 2529 nucleotides long. RefSeq names its product conserved Plasmodium protein, unknown function. NCBI's taxonomy places the organism in Eukaryota, Apicomplexa, Aconoidasida, Haemosporida, Plasmodiidae. The transcript has a single exon. The record is from RefSeq and is a predicted model, not a curated record. The coding region runs from base 1 to 2529 and encodes 842 amino acids.